AUCAAGUUAAUAGACUGUUCUGUUCAAGUCUGUGCAAAGUUAGCUUCUACGGACUCUAUCCACUCAAAAAUGCCUUUGCGGGCUUCUUCUCUGCUUAUAUCUAUUGUCGAAUAGCAGUACUGAUAGUUCCGCUACUUGACGCUAGAUGUAGACUACGAAGACAAUAGUCUUUUUGGUAACAAAACCCAUGUAUGGAGUGAGCACUCUAUUUCUUCUUUAUUCUCUUUCGAAAUGAGGGAUCUAUAUAGUUGUUUUUAAAGUUUGACAAUGAGUUAAUGCUAGAACUGAUUAGAACACCUGUGUCAACGAACCUUGACGCCCUUUGGGCCACAGAGUAUAAAUACCGGUCUCAGCCUGCUAAAGACAUUGGAAAAAAAGUCCAUCAUGGUCGCUAUCCAGAUCGUCACUCUUCUCGCCCUGGUUGCUUUGGCAGCAUCGAAGCCACAUUUGGGAGCAGGAGGAGCUCUCAAUGUCGGACUUAGCGUCGCGGAACAAGCUCAAGGUGUCGGUGGAGCCGGACUUGGCGCUGGACUUUCCGCCGCUGGACAAGCUGAAUGUGCCGGUAAAGCCGGACUUGGCGCUGGACUUGGCGCCGCCGGACUAGCUCAAAAUGCCGCUGGAGCCGGACUUGGUGCUGGUCUUGGCGCCACCGGACUAGCUCAAAAUGCCGCUGGAGCCGGACUUGGCGCUGGACUUGGCGCCGCCGGAGUAGCUAAAAAUGCCGCUGGAGCCGGACUUGGCGCUGGACUUGGCGCCGCCGGAGUAGCUAAAAAUGCCGCUGGAGCCGGACUUGGUGCUGGACUUGGCGCCGCCGGACUAGCUAAAAAUGCCGCUGGAGCCGGACUUGGCGCCACUGGACUAGCUAAAAAUGCCGCUGGAGCCGGACUUAAUGCCGCCGGUCAAGCUGAAUGUGCCAGUAAAGCCGGACUUGGCGCCGCCGAACUAGCUAAAAAUGCCAGUGGAGCCGGACUUAAUGCCGCCGGUCAAGCUGAAGGUGCCGGUAAAUCCGGACUUGACGUUGGACUUGGCGCCGCCGGUCAAGCUGAAGGUGCCGGUAAAGCCGGACUUAGCGCCGGACUUAAUGCCGCCGGCCAAGCUGGAGGCGGAGCAAAAGUUGGACUUCAUCUCGCCAGCGGACUUACAAGCAGAGUUGUAAGCAGCGGAUUAGGGUCAGGCUGCUAAAUGUACCUAAGAUCUGUUAACAAUAAAAAAUAACCCUUAGUAA
Molecule: messenger RNA, 1225 nt
Organism: Cydia strobilella
Lineage: Eukaryota; Metazoa; Arthropoda; Insecta; Lepidoptera; Tortricidae
Product: paraneoplastic antigen Ma6E-like
Exons: 3
Coding region: 385-1182 (265 amino acids)
Source: RefSeq, a predicted model, not a curated record